AGCAGAAGGGUAGCUAAAGCAAACUAUCGUCAUUAACUCGUGACCGUAAGCCCGCCCCGUGACGUACUUCAAAACAAGGAUGCAUCUCGACUUUAGAAAUGGAAUAGUUCGCCACAAUCAAAGAUCACGCGGAUACGGAAAAGCUGUAGAAAUUGCAUACUUGUCAAGUUCUUAUCUACUCAAAGAUGUUGUCACUUGUUGUCCUGCUGAUGUUUCAACCAGGAGAGGGAGGCACCUCACCUAUCUCCUGUUACAAUGAUCAAGGGGAAGCUGUUGACUGGUUCUAUCUCUACAAACUCCCCCAUGUUGAUCGUGAAUUUCCCAAUGAAGGACAGAGUUAUCUACUGAUGGACAAAGGGAGCGAGGGAUGGACGGAUGGAAAAGUGUUGGUGAAUGACAGCACUGGAGCCCUGGGGAGGACAGUGGGCCAGCUGUAUGAGCAGGGGAAGAAUGAUGACAUUGCAUACAUCCUGUACAAUGACCAGAGACCACCCGAGGAGGGAGAAAGAGGAUUUGGUUUCCCUAGUAGCCGAGGUGGCCACACUAAAGGUGUUGUCUUAUUGGACAAGACACAGGGCUACUGGUUGGUCCACAGCACCCCUCAUUUCCCCCCUGUAAAGGAAAUAGGGCAAUAUUCCUACCCAGGUAGUGGUGUACAGAAUGGACAGAACUUCAUCUGUGUGACCUACCCACUGGAACGCUUUCAGGCCAUUGGAGAGCAGUUGCAGAUCAACCAGCCCAAUGUGUAUGACUGUGGUGUCCCUGCUUCCUUGGCCUCUCUGGUGCCCGCACUGGCUGACGUCUGUAACAACAGCCAAGGGCAGAUGGCCUAUAGCAACAUACCGCACACCCAACCUGCAUCCAAUCGCAGUGUGUCUCUCACCUCAUUGGGUGGAACCGAGUUCAUCAGCUUUGCCAAGGGGAGAUCAUUCAAUAAUGAUCUGUACCACUCCUGGGUGGCUCCCUCCCUCCAGUCAGACCUCCUAGUCCAGUUCUGGAUCCGCUCCACUGGCAUCCUGCCCUCUGACUGCUCCCUGGGCUGGAAGGUCCUGGACAUCCAGCUUAUCUCCCCAGGCGGGAGGAUCACCUUCAAGGCCUCCAACGACCACUCCAAGUGGGCCGUGAGUACCACCGGGGGUGGGGUGAAUAGAGCUGCUGGCUGGGUGUGUGUGGGCGACAUCAACCGGAACGAGGCUGAGGAGAAGAGAGGGGGCGGGACAGUGUGUCUGCAGGACGCCACGGUGUGGAAGGCCUAUCGGACAGCGGCGCUGGAGUGUGAGAUGUGCGAGGGAGGGACCAGCGGGUGUGAUGUGGACGUAGAGGAUGCAAGGCACUACCAGGAAGAUAUGAAUCAGUAAGCAGCAGUGUUUCAUCAGUGUAAAGUUACUAGUAUGCACACAGUUCCCUGAGCAGCUAGGUUUAUUAGCAUUAUUGAGCUCCAUGAACAAGGUACCCCAUAGAAUGUUGAUUUAAUAAAGUACCAGUAUCUAAUUCA
This is a messenger RNA of Salvelinus fontinalis (brook trout), 1495 nucleotides long. Its product is annotated as deoxyribonuclease-2-alpha-like. The transcript has 7 exons. Gene Ontology annotation, molecular function: deoxyribonuclease II activity. The coding region runs from base 186 to 1358 and encodes 390 amino acids. Gene Ontology annotation, biological process: apoptotic DNA fragmentation. Lineage: Eukaryota; Metazoa; Chordata; Actinopteri; Salmoniformes; Salmonidae. The record is from RefSeq and is a predicted model, not a curated record.